UUAUUGUUGAGCGUCAUUUGAGGUUAAAAAACUUCAGGAUUUUUUUACGUCGCAAUUAUCCAUCCAAGAUCAUUGUUUUUUAGUGCAAAUUUGUAGAGGAAUUCUCUCUCUACAAGUUGAUAUUUUUUUCUCGUCGAUUGAAUGAGUUAAACAGUUAAACAGUUAAAGUUCUUGGCGUUACGCCACAUAAAGUUGAGUUUUUAAUUAAUUUGAAUACCUUCUGGUUGAAACUAUGUUUAAACAUUUUGAUGUGUUGUUCAGGAUAUUUUUACGGAUCGAUUGGUAUUUUUUCAUUGCCAGCUGAAUUUUCUAGACCAUACCAUACUUUUAUCAGCCAGAUUGGACUAAUAAUAUUACAUCUAGUGAAAGAGGACCCACUUGAAGUCAUCCCCACUUAGAUUCUUAUCCCCCACUCUUAAAAACCCUCGUGCACAGGUACGGGAAUAUGCUUCCAGAAGACACCCGACGCUCAGAACAGCUCAGAAUAGAAAGAGCGACACGACCAGCGCAGUAAGAAUCAUAACAAAUCAUGUGAAUUGAAGGACGCGGUCGCUCCCUGAGUUCCGCGAAAAAUUCAAGUUUAUUCGUGAGCAUUCUGAAUAACGAAAACGCAAUAAAAAUUCAAGUCGAUUCAUUAUUAAUUUCUCCAGGCAAGAAUGCCUCCUGUGAAAGUGAUUGUCCAGGGAUUUCCCAGUUAUUUACGUUACAAGGAAAUAUCGCAAAGGAAGAAAGUAAAAGAGAAGAAGGAAUUGGAAUAUUUAUUCAGAAGAUAUGGGAAGGUGAGAUGUGUGUAUUUGUGGCCAGAAACUCCUUAUGAGGGCUGGAAGAAAUGGCAAGGAAUGGUGCCAGACAAUUUUGCUCAACUGAUUUUCAAACAUGCUGACGAUGCUGCCGAGGCUUGUGAAGCUGCUGAUAAUCAUGAAAUAACAUUUGACGACUGUAUAUUGACCUUAACUCCGGUACCUAAAUUGGUUGCACCAAUUGACAUGCUGGAAGAUGAUAUUCUCAUCAAGAUAUUUUCAAUGCUCGAUCCGCCAAAUAAAAUGACGAUCGAAAGAGUUUGUAGACGUUGGAGGAAACUUGCCCCGGAGAGUUGGCGUAUGAAAGCACUCCAUCUGGGGGGACGCGUGGCCCCGAUUGAGUGUUGCUGCGACGAUACAUUAGAAGACUAUCUGCAAAGAUGCGGAGACUCUCUGAAAUAUAUCGCGAUUGACGUCACUUCCCACAAGUGUCUUGAUUUGAUUCGAAAAUAUUGUAACAGCCUUGAAACCAUGAACUUGUGGAUUUAUUUGAAAAACCCCAAAUCGAACACAUUCUCGGAAAUGUUCAAAUCACUGCAGAACUUGAAAGCACUGGAAAUACAUUCUUAUCCCGACUUACCUGGGUUCGACAUCCUCCAACAUUUGCCAGAAUCGAUGAUCAAAAUUCAUUUGAUCUACACCCAUCGAAAUCCUUAUUACUUUGAUUUAACAAAGUUUAGAAAACUGAGAAGUCUCACCCUGAGGGGAUUUUAUCGUGGGCUACAUCUGACGGGAAUGGAUCAUAGACAAAAUUUGAUUCACUUGGAUUUCAAGGACUCGACUAUUGAUAGCCACAUGAUAUGGAAGAUUCAGGAUAUGACGAGGCUAAGGACCUUGAUCAUUCCAGAGUUAAAGAUCACUGACGAAAUCCUCAUUCGAAUCCUCAGGAGAAACCCGAGACUGGAAUGUCUGAACAUUAGUGCCAUCCCUACCUUGACAGAUCGCUCAGUUCGAGAGGCAUUGUGGCUUCCAAAUCUUAAAGUACUUAAGAUUAGGAACCUGAAUGUGACUCUGGAAAUCUACGACUUCAUGCUGUCAUUGAAACGACUUCACUGUGAAGGGUGUCAGAGAAUACAAAACGAGACAUUGGGUCAGCUUCUGAAACUAGCACCAAAUUUGGAGUAUUUGGAUAUAAAAAACACUUCGAUUACAUCAGAAUUUCUGAGAAUUGCUGAGUCAGCACUGAGGAGACGCCGAAACAGUGUCCCUCUCAAGAUCUCAAGUGAUUUUUCUGAGAUAUCAAAGAGUUCAUACUCUUCUCGUUUAUUGCUCGUUAAUUGCUGAAGCAAGAUAUUCACGCGAAGAUAUUUCCAUUUUAGCUAAUCAAAACUAUAUACGCUGGGUGGGACACAGUUUUCAGGGGUGGAUUUCCCAUUUAAAUCUUACUCCGGGUUCGGGAGCGAUUUUUAAGGCUGGCUAGAAUUGAAGAAUUUUCGUAAAACUGAAACAGAUGGCAACAGGGGGCAUCCACUCCAUUGGCCAAAGACAUUGAAUAAAGACGAUCAGAUGAAUGCUAUCCUUGUCUGAUCCAUUGAGAAUUGCUUGGUCACGUGACGCCAUUCGGUCAUGAAUUGGCCGAAAAACGCCUUAAGGUAUAUCCCAAGACAAUAGAACCCAAAAGUUAGUCCCUAUGGAUUUUCAAAAAAAAUUCGAAAUAACUUAAUUUAUUGCAUUCUCAUAAUUUAUUGAGUUUUUUGAUCCCCAUAUGGUGUUGAUGCGGGCAACAAUAACUGUUUGAAUCAAAUAAGAAAUUAUUUGUUACUUAAUUUUUUGAAUCAAAUAAUGCUUGCUCGUGUUUAUAAUGCCAACAUUCCCCGGUUUCAUAUCUCUCGGCAGAAAUACGAGCAAUCCAAAACACUCAUGUUAUUUCAUGUGUCUUUCGAUUAAAGUUAUACCUAUCAUUUUAUUUCAUGCGUUUCGACAUAUUCAUCGUCGACGAUUUCGAUAACUAUUGUAAUAUAUUACGAUUAGACGGGUUGACUAAUCAGAAGAUCAAACGUUCUUAAGGUCGAAUGAUCUCUGAGGUUCAGAGGAGGGUAAGGAUUGAAGUGCGAGAGUCAAAUGUCGCGCUGAUAAAAAAUUUUGGAUGAAAUUUUCAAUACACUUCUUGGAAAAUCUUAUCGCAUUGUAACUCCACUGAAAUAGCAAAGAAUUUCUUCGAUGAAAAUUCAAAAUGUUAUGUAAAUAUUAAUGGAAACUGUAAAUUUGAGUUCAAUUAUUCCAUGAAAAAUCGAUAGAAAUCAGGAUAAUUUAGGUAAAUAUAACACUGGGGACGCUUGACCCUUGCCAGGUGUGAUCCUUGCAACAUUUGAUUCUCGAAAUGUAUCACCAUGACGAAGUUUGUCCUUCACGGGCUCAAACUUCGCUAGCCCUCCAGUAGUUGCGCUAUGGUCUAAACGCCGCCGUUUUUGUUAUUUUCAUAAUAUCUCUAGAAAUGUGAUGAAUUACGCUCUGCAUAUUUACGAGUUCCUCAAAUGAUGUGUCCUGAUGAGAUUAAACCCGGUAGGGUUACCCUGCACUGACAAUUUUUUUCUCUGAUCUGUCUUGGCUUAUGACAAAGGGCAAGAAUUGUACUUUUCAUUGAAGAAUAAAUUAUUCAA
Messenger RNA from Diachasma alloeum, 3400 nucleotides. RefSeq lists its product as uncharacterized. The transcript is spliced from 5 exons. The record is from RefSeq and is a predicted model, not a curated record. Gene Ontology annotation, molecular function: nucleic acid binding; protein binding. The coding region runs from base 657 to 2084 and encodes 475 amino acids. NCBI's taxonomy places the organism in Eukaryota, Metazoa, Arthropoda, Insecta, Hymenoptera, Braconidae.